This is a messenger RNA of Acanthoscelides obtectus, 2360 nucleotides long. Lineage: Eukaryota; Metazoa; Arthropoda; Insecta; Coleoptera; Chrysomelidae. The record is from the annotation of a GenBank genome assembly.
GAAUAUCCCAACCGGAUUCAAUAAAAUUCACUAACACUUAUCAUACAGUCAUCAACGUGGCAGCACUGGGUGCUGCCAUGCGCCCACCGGAAGGUUAAUAAAAUUUAUGGUAACAUUUUUGAAUGCAUGUCGGCAUAAACUUGUGCCUUCAGAUAACCCCAAAGCCAAAAGUUCAAAGUUGUUAAAUCGCAAGGGCGUGGCGGCGAAUUCUGGUCACCAAACCGAGAGAUGACUCGACCAGGAGCAAACUCGUGCAAAUCUGCCAAUGUUUCAUAAGCAGUAUGGCAUGUGGCACCAUACUGCUGAAACCAUAUGUCAUUAAGAGCCAUGACUUCUAAUUGUGGCACAAGAAACUGAGUAAUCAUUCCACGAUAACGUUCACCAUUCACUGUUAGUGGAUUAUCCGCCUCAUCCUCAAACGGUCCAAUAAUUGCUCUAGACCAUAGUGCACACCAAAAAGUGACACGUUUUGGAUACAUUCCAACUAGCAAAGUAGUGCUAUAAGUUUUUGGUAAAAGAACAGUAAAGCUGUAAGAGCUCUCUUUUAUUGUUGUCCGAACACCGAAAUGCUGGGUUAAUAUUUUCUAAACUGCAAUUUGGCUUCCUACAGCACAUAUGCUUUGAAAUGAGGUUUUUACAACGUUCUUGUAACACAGUAAUGCAACACCUUAUAUGAUAAAUUAGUGACUGUCGCAAAAACAUUUAUAAAACCAUUUUAUACAGCAUAUUUGUUCCAUAGUCAAAAUAGUUGUAUCGUAGCACCCUUUAUACCAUUUACACAACAAGCCUUAGCCUUGCUGUUUUGGGGUGCUUUAAUUGCUGUUGCAUAAAGGCUUAUGGAACUAUUCUAUACAGCACAUUGGCUCUGUGGUCAAAGUAGUUGUAAUGUGAUAUGCCUUGUAGCAGUUAUACAAUAAACCUGAGCUUUAGCCGAUAAGUUGCUCUUAACGGGAGCGUUUAUAUAACUGUCGUUUAGUAACCACUAAGGCCGCUUGUCCACGGCACGAAUUUGGGCCGGCAUGGUAAAUUUACCGGACGGUAGAAAAUAAGUCUGGCUUUGGUCACGGAGACGUCAGUUUACUGAAGCCUACAGUGAAGUACGUUUGAUUUAUCAGAAUGGACGAUGUAUGUACUGUCAUUGCGUUAUAUUAUUUUUACAAAAAAAGACAGCGAAGGCGUAGAAGAUACUGGGUGCAGCCAUUCCUGCAAGAUAGAUUUAAAUUUGGAACUUUUAAUACAUUAUUGGAAAAGCUUAGAGAAGACGAAGAAAAGUUUUCCAACUUUUUUCGAAUGUCAAGGGAAUCGUUUGAUAAAUUAUUAAGGAUUCUAAGGAAUCAUUUGACACAUGAAGAUACCAAUAUGAAGAACUGCAUUUCUCCCGCUGAAAGACUGGCUGUUACUGUUAGGUACUUAGCAUCCGGAAAUACAUUCACGGACCUCCAUUAUAGUUUCAGAAUUGGAAUAAAAGCAAUUAGUAGGAUUGUGCGGGAAGUCUGCUCGAAUAUAUGGCUGCUAUUACAUAAAGAAUAUAUGGCAAUUCCAGACGUCAGUACAUGGCAGAAUAUAGCAUAUGCAUUCGAGAAAACGGCAAAUUUUCCGAACUGUAUAGGGGCCGUUGACAGCAAACACAUUAGACUUAUCAAACCAGAAUACAGUGGGUCGAUGUAUUUUAACUACAAGGGAUAUUGUUCAAUAGUCCUGAUGGUAAUAGCUGAUUCAAAUUAUAAUUUCAUUUACGUAGAUGUGGGAGCGUAUGGAAAAGACUGCGAUUCAAGUGUGUUUAAAGAAUCAUCGUUCUGGAAAAAACUGCAAGAAAAUGCACUAGACAUACCAACUCCUAGGCAGCUUUCAAAUACCGAUGUACAGGCUCCUUAUGUACUAGUAGGCGAUGAAGCUUUUGCAUUGCAUAUGAAUUUACUUCGUCCUUAUGGUGGUCGAGAACUAGACCAAAACAAGCGAAUUUUUAAUUACCCUUUAAGCAGAGCAAGACGUUUUAUCGAAUGUUCGUUUGGAAUAAUGACUAAUAAAUGGAGGAUUUUUCACCGCCCAUUGAAUGUAUCCAUUGAUCUUGCAACUGAUAUCGUUAAAGCAUGUUGCAUUCUCAAAAAAUUUAUUCGCAAAGAAGAAGGCCUAAAUAGAAAUAUAGCAGAUACGGCAAUGGAUAUAGAUUCUGAACUAAACGAACUCACACGCUCAAAAUCGGUACGAGGCAGUUUGUCAGCGAAUGAUACUAGAACGAAGUUCGCUAGCUACUUUGUUUCCGAAGCUGGACAAAUUCCUUGGAAAAAUAAAUUUGCUUAAUUAUUAUUAUUUGAGUACUGUAUAAUGUAUAAUACAAAAAUAAAAACGUUAUAAAAAUC